CACGUGCCCCAUGGCGACAACCCCCACCAGCCCGACUGGCAGAGCCCAGAACCGCCCCACGGUGCUCACCCGCGGAACCCGCGCCCCCGCCAGGAAGCAGCAGGUGCCACCAUACCCCCUGGUGAUGGGGGACCCUCAAACCACCCCCCACCUCCAGGCCCUACUCCAGGACACCCAGCGCCAGGCCCUGCUCAUCCAACAGAUCUCUCCGGAGCCCGGCGCCCGCCCCCCCAUCCUGCAGCUGCAGCCCCCGGGCGUGCUGGUGGUGAGGUCCCACCACGGCUUGACACACGGGAUGAACAUAACGGGCAUGGAGUGGAUUCCGAGGGACCCACCUGCCCCCCGCUAUGCCCCCCACUCCCCAGACCGGUCCCCCCCACAGCGCUGCCCCAGCCCCAGGGACCACAGCGGGCAGCAUGAGAGACGCCCCCGGCAGGACGCGCUCUGGGCACAGGACAAGGCAGCCCAGUGUCAACGGCAGAGGGAGCUGGUCGAGCACCUGGAGGAGCAGCUGGAGCGGGAGCGGCGGCGCCUGAGGGCCAUGCAGGCCCAGCUGGCCAUGACGGAUGCCAGGGACCGAACCCUCGACCCAGCAAUGUCAGCGAAGGGCCAGCACUGCCCCUCCCAACCCCCCACCCCCUCGGGCUGGACCCGGGCAGAAGCCGCCCUCCCUGCCCAGAAGGGGGCGCUGCAGACACCACUGACCCCCCAGACCCACCCCUGGGUCAGCCACGGCGCAGGUGUCUGCUCAGACCUGGGCCCCACGCUGGAGUUUUAUCGGCUCAGCAGGGCCCGGCCGCCCUUUACCUACGCGAUGCUGAUCCGCUGGGCUAUUCUGGGAUCCCCCCACCGGCAGCUGACGCUGAACGAGAUUUACCAGUGGUUCAGCCGCAUGUUUGGCUACUUCCGCUACAACACGGCCACCUGGAAGAACGCCGUGCGACACAACCUGAGCCUGCACAAGUGCUUCGUGCGAGUGGAGCACGUGAAAGGCGCCGUGUGGACCGUGGACGAGGCCGAGUUCCAGAAGAAGCGGAGCCAGCGACCUCCCCCGUACGGUGCCCCGGGGUGGGCGGGGCCUCCCGCGAGCCACGCCCCAGAGGGGGGGUCGGCAUGGGGUGGGCAGGGCCCCAGCCAUUAGCCACGCCCCCAGGGAUCCAGCAGGGUGGGCGGGGCCCCAGGCAUUAGCCACGCCCUGGGGACCAGCAGGAGAGGGCGGGGCUC
Molecule: messenger RNA, 1224 nt
Organism: Malaclemys terrapin pileata
Lineage: Eukaryota; Metazoa; Chordata; Testudines; Emydidae
Gene: FOXP3
Product: forkhead box P3
Exons: 10
Coding region: 11-1141 (376 amino acids)
Biological process (GO): regulation of transcription by RNA polymerase II
Cellular component (GO): nucleus
Molecular function (GO): RNA polymerase II cis-regulatory region sequence-specific DNA binding; DNA-binding transcription repressor activity, RNA polymerase II-specific
Source: RefSeq, a predicted model, not a curated record